Anopheles bellator is the source of this 2614-nucleotide messenger RNA. Its product is annotated as sin3 histone deacetylase corepressor complex component SDS3. Gene Ontology annotation, molecular function: histone deacetylase binding. Bases 358 to 1587 code for a protein of 409 amino acids. Gene Ontology annotation, cellular component: Sin3-type complex. Lineage: Eukaryota; Metazoa; Arthropoda; Insecta; Diptera; Culicidae. The record is from RefSeq and is a predicted model, not a curated record. Gene Ontology annotation, biological process: negative regulation of transcription by RNA polymerase II. The transcript is spliced from 4 exons.
GUACGCAGUAGCUCUUUAGAAACCUCUUUUUCUGUGCUUGUUAUGUCUUGUUUUUCGCCAAAGGUGGGCCAUUAAAAUUCCGAAGUGACUAUAAAUUGUGUGGCAGUGCAAUAUUUUAUUCUUGAACAGUUUAAAGCCAUUAUACGUGCCUCGUAUCGUUUCUUCCAACUUACUUAAGACAAAGGAAGCGGGUUUGAUUUGAGGUUAAGGGCCAAAAAGCUGCUCAGUAAAGUGAAUAGGACAAGCAGAGAGCAGUUUCCAUCCUGAAAUUCGAUCAAUUUGCCCUCGGAUCCGACGCUAGGGAAUUGAAACCGUUCACCAGAUCAUCAGGCGCCGAACGAUCAGUAAACUGCGGCCAUGUCGCAAUCCAAACAUACGGGUGCUGGCGAUUCCGGUAACGACGGGGGGGCAUUAAACCACCAGGACAAUCUUCAGCGUACGGCCGGAUUUACCAGGCGUCAGCAAUUUCCGAUCCCGGAGCCGGACGAUGACGACGACUUUGAGGACAGUGGCGAAGGUACGGAUGAUGCAACCGAAGACGAGUAUGCCAGCAGCCAACACUUGGAAAUUAAGGAACAGAUGUACCAAGAUAAACUGGCUAACUUGAAAAAGCAAGUUCAAGAGGUAAAACAUCAAACGCAUGCGGAGUACCAGAGGCGUUUGGGGUUUCUACAGGAUGAGCUAGAAGAUCGUCUGGUGUUAAACGAGUGCUCGCAGGACUACCAAACUAGCUGCGCCGAGCGGGACUGCAUUCUGGAGAAGAACGCCGCCUCCAAGGAGUACGAAGAGAAGAAAACGGAGCUUAAGGAGAAUGUUGUAAACGAUCUGGAGGACAGGAAGAAGAUGAUCGAGCACGAGUUCUCGACGAUGGAACUCAAUGGCGACUCCAUCGACGUUAAGCCGACUGUGACGCGCAAGCUGCGCCGCCGUCCCAACGAACCGCUACCGGUACCUGAAAAGAGGCGUAAACCGACCACCGGUCAACUAAUCUUUCUACUCGACGACAAGGAGGUUGAGAACGAUCUGAAGCUGAUCUCGCGCGGAAAACCCAUCUCGGGGCGCUCACAUCAGGCCAACGGUGGGGCGUCUUCCGGUGGCACCAGCAACAGUGGUGCCAGUGGCAGUGGAGGAACUGGCGCCAGCAGCAGCAACAUAUCGUCCGCUGGGACGAACAGCGGUGGUGCAGGCGUUAGCCAUUCCGCCGCCUCCGGAUCCGUGUCUUCAAGUGUCGUUUUACGUGCCAACGAGUCCGGUAUGGACCAAAACGGGGCCUCGUCCAACGACAGAGCACAAAGUCUGAAUCAAUCGUUGACCGGUUCCCAGUAUUCAUCGGGCCAGCAGCAGUCGCACCAAUCGUUGAUGGAGACGCGUAUCGAGGACGGAAAGCUUUUGCACGAGCGUCGCUGGUUUCACCGUGGCCAGCCGGUCUUUGUGGAAGGCAAAGAUCUGACGCGCUUUUCGGCUAACAUCUCCGCUAUCGGCAACGAGACGAUUUGGGUGAAGAAGACGCUUGAUGGUCAAAAGGUGCGCAUCUUCUUGUCACACCUCCGCCGCAAUAAGGUGUCCAUCAAGCGCCGCGCCAAUUAGUUUUACACCACACGGCUCACCGUGUUCGACACGCCUGUACAACUAAGCAGGGUUUUUGAGGCACGCGGAAACAGUAUUCUCCCCUUUCCCGUGUGUCACACCGCUCUCCUGUCGGCACGACAUCAUAUCGCAUACAUAUCGUUUCUUAUUACUCUGCUAGUGUACACUAUUUUCUAAUUACGGCUUGUUGCAACUGCACAGAUUUAUAUUUCAUUAUCAUCAAUUAUUUGUUCAAUUCUCGGGCUUUUCCCCGCAACAAUCAAACAUUAUUUAUUUUGUGUCAAAUUUUCCAAUGAACUUGUUUGUUUCUAUAUCAUUUCACAUCAAUGAUAUAGAUAUCGUUUUACCUGAUUUGACUGAACUGACUUACAUUUGGCAAAUGGUUUUUGGUAAUUAUUUUUCAAAUGAUUAAUUUGAAUGCUUGUAUCACAAUCAUUGCAAUAACAUUAUUCUUUUGUACCAUGCUGAACGAUGGUGUGUUGUUCCGGUGUUAGCCAAGAAAAUGUGGAACGAAUGAACUCACUGAACAAAUGGUAGGUGUCGCCAGAAAAGUCCAGUCCGGGAAGGAACUGUGGCGCGCGAUACUCUUUGCCGGCCUCCGGUCGAGGACCACCUUGUCACGAUACUCGAGUCGUGCCGUAUGAAAUAAUCGCGUUUAUGAACUGCGAAUCGAAUCUGAUCGAACAUUCGGCUUAUGCAAAUGGAGUACCAAGCAUAAGGACAAACGAACAAACCAGGGAAAGAAACAUACAGAUUGCGCCUCGCGAGCCUGGGAUCCGAAAUAACAAAGUUUCUCUGAUACCAGCUUCAAUUUCAAAUAAGGCAGUUUGUAAUGUUCAAUAAAACGAAUAGAAAACCAAAACUGCGGCAAAAGUGAUCCUACCAUUGGCCCCGAAAUAUUGCUGAACAACAAUGUUUGUCGUACUGUGUACACUGCUCUCUCGCCUGCAAUGUUUUUCACGGCGCAGGCUAGAAACACGGAAUUUGCCGCGUUCUCAACAGCGUUAACAAUUUAUAAAUUUGAUCC